This is a messenger RNA of Grammomys surdaster, 268 nucleotides long. Its product is annotated as mucin-like protein 2. The annotation marks the transcript as partial. The record is from RefSeq and is a predicted model, not a curated record. The transcript is spliced from 2 exons. Lineage: Eukaryota; Metazoa; Chordata; Mammalia; Rodentia; Muridae.
AUGAAGCUCCUGGCACUCCUUGUGUUGCUUGGUGUUUCCACUAUCCUAGUCUCUUGCCAUGACUCAGUUGAUGAAAACACUGGCUCUGAAACUCAGACAGAAGAUGGUGAUUCAACCAACAAAGAGAGUGAGAGCAGUGAUGAUACCAACAAUGAGGAGACAGGUGAUGACGACAAUAGCAAGGAUGAUACCUCUGAAGAGAAAGAAGGGGAAGACGAUAAAGACAAUAAAGAUGAAGACAAUGAAGAGAAGCCCAGACAAAAACACA